Messenger RNA from Ornithodoros turicata, 1032 nucleotides. RefSeq lists its product as uncharacterized. The record is from RefSeq and is a predicted model, not a curated record. Lineage: Eukaryota; Metazoa; Arthropoda; Arachnida; Ixodida; Argasidae. Bases 1 to 1032 code for a protein of 343 amino acids. Gene Ontology annotation, biological process: DNA integration. Gene Ontology annotation, molecular function: nucleic acid binding. The transcript has a single exon.
AUGCUGAUUAUCCGGGCACACACAAGACUGCUUCAUGCCGGAGUUCAAGAAACCUUGGCAGAACUGCGCGAAGAGCAUUGGAUUAUUCGGGGACGUCAAGUACUGAAGAAGACUCUGCACGGAUGCCAUAUCUGUCGCCGAGCAAAGGCCCAGGCCUGCGCAGAAGCCACUGCUCCUCUGCCACGAGACCGUUUAUCCCAGGCGCCGCCUUUUACAGUCACAGGUACGGAUUACGCAGGACCACUGUACUACAAAUGCUCGGAGCGGUCCGCUAGGGAGUGCUACAUCCUAAUCUUCACUUGUGCGGUGACUAGAGUAGUCCACCUGGAAUUGACUAAAUCUAUGUCGGCCGAAGAUUUCCUGAUGGCAUUCAGAAGAUUCCUGUCGCGAAGAGGCAUCCCUGAGACGAUGUAUUCGGAUAAUUUUAGAACGUUCAAGCGAGUGCGGCGCGAUCUCACCCUCGAUAGGCUGUCGCAGCAUCCUCAAGUAAGCGGGUUCCUCACGGGGCGCCGCCUCUCAUGGAAGUUCAUCGUAGAACGAGCAGCCUGGUGGGGUGGGUUCUGGGAGCGUCUGAUUCGAACCGUAAAGACGUGCCUGCGCAAGAUUGUAGGCAGAAGCACCCUUGGAUACGAAGAUCUUGCUACGAUCCUCGCCGAAAUCGAAGCUGUGAUGAAUUCUCGGCCACUAACAUACGUCUCGGAAGACCCAAACGAUUUUGCGGCCAUCACCCCCUCCCACUUUUUAGUAGGCCACAGGCUCACCGCUCUCCCAUCACGCGAGCCAAGAGCCGCAACCGGGUCAACUCCCGUGGACCUACGACGACGAUGGAUUUACCAGGAGAGGUUGACAGACCGGCUUUGGGAAAAGUGGACAAAAGAAUAUAUCCUUUCCUUGCGAUCGGCCAACACCUGCAAGCCUGUCCAGUCACGCAGUGUUAAGGUCGGUGACCUGGUGCUGAUAUCCGCUGAGCAGAGACCACGAAUAUCUUGGCCUCUAGGGCGAGUCAGCCAGGUCAGGGUCAGCCCAGACUGA